AUGAGGGGUAGCUACACAGCCCACGCGGCACCGGCAUGGUGUUGGCUGGUGCGGGGCAGGGCCGCCGGACAGCUGGUGUCCAGCUGCAGGGCCUACGGCGAGUCGGUUGACGAGCCGAUGUGGCGGCAGGUCAACGUAAAGGCCAAAGGGAAGGGGAUGAAGACGGUGAUCAAGGCAGAUAAACACGAAAUGACGCUGGACGAACCGAAGAGUGUGGGCGGUACCGAUGAGGGACCUAGCCCCUUUCACGCCGUGCUGGGCGCCCUCGCCGGCUGCGAGCAGGCCACCGUGCAUUACCUGAUCAAGAACAAGACGUGUAAGCUCGACAUCGAGAAGAUCUACUUUGACGUGGAGGGCUCCUACGAUGCGCGCGGGAUCAUGGGCAUUGGGAAUAUUACGCCCGGCUUUCAGAAGGUGAAGCUCAUUGCCCGCCUGAAGACUUCCGCCUCGCAGGCGGAGAUCGAUGCACUGGCGCGCAAGGUGCAGCAGCACAAUCCCGUGGCUGCGCUCUUCAUGUCGGCCGGGGUUCCACUAGAGAUGGAGUGGAAGAAGCUCGAGAAGGAAGAAUGA
Molecule: messenger RNA, 570 nt
Organism: Acanthamoeba castellanii str. Neff
Lineage: Eukaryota; Discosea; Longamoebia; Acanthamoebidae
Product: OsmC family protein
Exons: 6
Coding region: 1-570 (189 amino acids)
Source: RefSeq, a predicted model, not a curated record